CAAAAACAAAUAUCAUAAUAAUAAUAAUAUUUUCCAUGGCUGAGUUGAGGUUGAGGGUAUCAUCAAUGUUGUUGCGUGUUUUGGUAGUGGUGAUUACGGUGGCGGCGGCAGUUUCCGGCCAAAAUGAUAGUACAUACAGUGGAAGGAGGGCGGCGAUGGUGCCUGCUAUGUUCAUAUUUGGAGACUCUCUUAUUGAUAAUGGGAAUAAUAACAAUCUUCCUACCUUUGCAAGAGCAAACUAUUUCCCUUAUGGUAUUGAUUUUCCUUAUGGCCCAACUGGGCGUUUCUCCAAUGGGUACACUAUUGUUGAUGAAAUUGCGGAGUUGCUAGGACUUCCUUUAAUUCCUCCAAGCACAGCUCCAACAAGCGGAGCCAUGCGUGGACUAAAUUAUGCCUCUGCAGCCUCUGGAAUACUUGAUAUCACUGGAAGAAAUUUUAUAGGUCGUAUCCCCUUCAACCAACAGAUAAGGAACUUUGAGAACACGCUGGAUCAAAUAACUGGCAACCUUGGGGCCGCGACGGUAGCUCCGGUGGUGGCUCGCUGCAUAUUCUUCGUUGGAAUGGGCAGUAACGACUACCUUAACAACUAUUUAAUGCCUAAUUAUCCCACUAGGAGCCAAUACAAUAGCCGCCAGUUUGCUGAUCUUUUGAUCCAACAGUACACACAGCAACUCACCAGGCUUUACAAUCUUGGAGGUCGGAAGUUCAUCAUCCCGGGGAUUGGAACAAUGGGGUGCAUUCCCAACGUAUUAGCUCGUAGCUCCGAUGGAAGAUGCUCAGAAGAAGUAAACCAAUUGGCCCGAGAUUUCAAUGUAAACGUUAGAUCCAUGAUUGCAAACCUUAAUGCCAAUCUUCCUGGUUCAAGAUUUACUUAUCUCGAUAUUGAUCGCAUGAACCAAGAUAUCCUUGCAAACCCUACAGCUUAUGGAUUCAGAGUGGUGGAUCGUGGGUGCUGUGGGAUUGGGAGGAACAGAGGACAGAUAACAUGUCUUCCAUUCCAAAUGCCAUGUCUAAAUCGAGACCAGUAUGUGUUUUGGGAUGCAUUCCAUCCAACUCAAAGAGUGAAUAUCAUCAUGGCAACGAGGGCUUUCAAUGGUGACUUAUCCGUUGCUUACCCUUUCAACAUACAACAACUUGCCACUCUUGAUCUCUAGUUAACUUCUGUUUCAUAAAUAUAUAAAUAUGUGUCUGUGUGUGGAAGAUGGAGAGGAAACAGAGAUUAGAGGCUUAAAUUUUAAUUAGCUCUUCUGUGUGUUGGUUUGGUUGCAAUAUAUCUGCUUUGUUUCUGGCUGUUUCUUUUUCCCCUUAUUUUUCUUAAUUUUUUAGUGUUAAAUGUGUAUAUCUAAACAUGUAUUCUUUGAAUACUCGUUUUGUUUUGUAAUUUUCUUUCUUUUUGUAGAAAUAUGUUCAUGUAUAUAUAAUGUGUUAUGAAACUUUCUGUGUU
Molecule: messenger RNA, 1444 nt
Organism: Benincasa hispida (wax gourd)
Lineage: Eukaryota; Viridiplantae; Streptophyta; Magnoliopsida; Cucurbitales; Cucurbitaceae
Product: GDSL esterase/lipase At1g71691-like
Molecular function (GO): hydrolase activity, acting on ester bonds
Source: RefSeq, a predicted model, not a curated record